GGGGAGCGACGGUGAGGCUCCUGCCCCCUCCCCCUGCGCACGCCCCGGCCACCCGGCCUGGCCUUCUCUCCGCGCCACGCUCCGCGGCCCGGACCAUGCGUCCUCGUCUCACGGGGCGCCCGACUCCGGCGCCUCUGGUCGCCUUCCGCCAGCCCCGGCCGGGCCUCAGACUCCCUACGCCCCGCGGGCCCUUCCUUUUUGUAGUGCAGUUCAGUGCGAGGGGAGGGAGACGGGAUUGGAGCCGGUGUCUGGGAAGACGCGGCUUCCCGAGGUUUGGGUCACCUGGGGAUGUGUUCUCGUGGGUCCUGAUGGAGACUGACAGGCUUGCGGAGCCUCCCGAGUGAUGAGCGGCAGAACUUGCUGAUUGCCGGAGUUUCCCAAAGUGAUACACUUCAUCCGGUCUCUGGGGCUCAGAGACUCAUUUAAUUGUCCACUUUGAAUCGACCAUUUCCCCGGGAGUUAGCUUUCCAGUUAUGAAUGAGCUGUGGAUAGUAUAUUUUAUCGUAGCUGUUGUGGCUUCCAGUUUUUUUUUUUUUUUUAAUAUACAGAAGGAACGUCCUGGGACCUGACUAAUCUUGGGAAAGAUUUCAAGUAAAAUUUACUCCGUUAAAUAGGGGCAGGUGUAAACAUAUCUCUGAUUUACAUUUCAAGAGAUAACAGUGGCACCAAAAACCUCCUUUGAGUUUGGACAAGUGGCACUAAGACGACCUUAGAUACUGCUGCUCCUAAUAGAAUGAUGGAGUGAAAACAGAGGUGUGAACGAUUUGCAGAAUUAUUUAGAAAUAAAAUGCAGGAGCCUUUUAAGAUUCACCAUUGAAGAUUGUAUCAUUUAGUUUCAGUACUAAGCACCUGUAGUGUUAAUGCACUUGAGAUAAGUUUUUGAAGACAUAUGAGGUUGCACACAUUGCACUAUUGGGAGAAGAAGAAGUUGGCAUUUGGUUAAAUACAAUCUAUCUGCUCGUGACAACUGAGCUGUUCAAGGCAGGAAGAACUCUGAGCUGAAUAGUAGUGGGUCCCUGAAUCUGGAGAGAAGAGGCCACCUUGGAACCAGCAAUGAACCAUCCUGACUACAAACUGAACCUUCGGUCUCCAGGGAUCCCCAAAGGUGUGUCCUCUGUGGUUGGCCCGAAUGCUGUUGGUGCUUCGCCAGGUGACAAAAAGUCAAAGAACAAGUCCAUGCGAGGGAAGAAAAAGAGCAUAUUUGAAACCUACAUGUCCAAGGAGGAUGUUUCAGAAGGCUUGAAGAGAGGAACGCUUAUCCAGGGUGUAUUGAGAAUCAAUCCAAAGAAGUUUCAUGAAGCCUUCAUUCCUUCUCCGGAUGGUGAUCGGGACAUUUUUAUUGAUGGAGUUAUUGCUCGUAAUAGAGCCUUAAAUGGGGACCUUGUGGUUGUAAAACUGCUCCCUGAGGACCAGUGGAAGGCAGUUAAAACAGAAAGCAAUGACAAAGAAACAGAAGCUACUUCUGAAGCUGACAUCCCCGAGGAGUGCUGUGGACACCAGCCCCUACAGCAGUCCCCCAAAGACUGGAGUGGUCCUGAUGUCAUCAUAGAGGCUCAGUUUGAUGACAGCGACUCAGAAGAUAGACAUGGCAACACCAGUGGACUGGUUGAUGGUGUUAAGAAAUUGUCAAUCUAUACUCCUGACAAAGGAAAAGAAGAUUCUGGUGUUCCAGUUAUGAAAGAUGAGAGCACCCCCGCAGCACAGGACACAAGAGCCUUAUCAGAGAAGUCACUCCAGAAAUCAGCAAAGGUGGUUUACAUCUUGGAGAAAAAGCAUUCCAGAGCAGCAACCGGCAUCCUGAAACUCUUGGCUGAUAAGAACAGUGACCUAUUUAAGAAAUAUGCCCUGUUUUCUCCUUCAGACCACCGAGUACCUAGAAUUUAUGUACCUCUCAAGGACUGUCCCCAAGACUUCAUGACUCGAUCUAAAGACUAUGCCAACACACUGUUCAUCUGCCGCAUCAUAGACUGGAAGGAGGACUGUAAUUUUGCCCUGGGGCAACUGGCUAAGAGUCUUGGGCAGGCUGGUGAAAUCGAGCCUGAAACAGAAGGGAUCCUGACAGAAUAUGGUGUGGACUUCUCUGAUUUCCCUUCAGAAGUUCUUGAAUGUCUCCCUCAAAGCCUGCCCUGGACAAUUCCACCUGAUGAAGUGGGCAAGAGAAGAGACCUAAGAAAAGAUUGUAUCUUCACCAUUGACCCAUCAACUGCUCGAGACCUUGAUGAUGCCCUCUCCUGCAGGCGGCUCACUGACGGCACCUUCGAAGUGGGCGUCCACAUCGCCGAUGUGAGUUACUUCGUUCCUGAGGGAUCCUUUUUGGAUAAGGUAGCUGCUGAGAGAGCCACAAGUGUCUACUUGGUCCAGAAGGUGGUCCCCAUGCUCCCCAGGCUUCUUUGUGAGGAACUCUGCAGCCUCAACCCCAUGACUGACAAGUUGACCUUCUCUGUGAUCUGGAAGCUGACCCCUGAAGGCAAGAUCCUUGAGGAGUGGUUUGGCCGCACUAUCAUCCGUUCUUGCACCAAAUUGAGCUAUGACCAUGCCCAGAGUAUGAUCGAAAAACCGACUGAGAAGAUCCCCAAGGAAGAGCUUCCCCCUAUUUCUCCAGAGCACAGCGUCGAGGAGGUGCACCAGGCAGUCCUGAACCUGCACAGCAUUGCAAAGCAACUACGCCGCCAGCGCUUUGUAGAUGGUGCACUCCGUUUAGAUCAGUUGAAGCUCGCUUUUACUCUGGACCAUGAGACUGGAUUGCCUCAAGGAUGCCAUAUCUAUGAGUACCGAGACAGCAACAAGCUUGUAGAGGAGUUCAUGCUCCUGGCCAACAUGGCAGUGGCCCACAAGAUCUUCCGCACCUUCCCUGAGCAGGCCCUGCUGCGCCGGCAUCCCCCACCACAGACGAAGAUGCUCAGUGACCUGGUGGAGUUCUGUGACCAGAUGGGGCUACCCAUGGAUGUCAGCUCUGCAGGGGCCCUAAAUAAAAGCCUGACUAAAACAUUUGGAGAUGACAAGUACUCUCUGGCCCGGAAAGAAGUGCUCACCAACAUGUACUCCCGGCCCAUGCAGAUGGCACUGUACUUCUGCUCUGGGAUGCUGCAGGACCAGGCACAGUUCCGGCAUUAUGCUCUCAACGUUCCCCUCUACACACACUUCACCUCUCCCAUCCGCCGCUUUGCUGACGUCAUAGUGCACCGCCUCCUGGCUGCUGCUCUGGGCUACAGUGAACAGCCAGAUGUGGAGCCUGAUAUCCUCCAGAAGCAAGCUGACCACUGCAAUGACCGUCGCAUGGCUUCCAAGCGUGUGCAGGAGCUCAGCAUCGGCCUCUUCUUCGCAGUUCUAGUAAAGGAGAGCGGCCCCCUGGAGUCUGAAGCCAUGGUGAUGGGUGUCCUGAAUCAAGCUUUUGACGUGCUGGUGCUGCGCUUUGGGGUGCAGAAGCGCAUCUACUGCAAUGCACUGGCUCUGCGAUCCUACCACUUCCAGAAGGUGGGGAAGAAGCCAGAGCUUACUCUCAUUUGGGAGCCUGCUGACCUUGAAGAGGAGCCAACACAGCAGGUCAUCACCAUCUUCAGCCUGGUGGAUGUGGUCCUGCAGGCAGAGGCCACAGCCCUCAAGUACAAUGCUAUCCUGAAGAGACCAGGCCCCGAGCAUUCCCAGGACCUGGAGAAGGAGUCUGAUGAGGAGCCUGAGGACUGAAUGCUAGCCCGAGCCAGGCCUGUGCCUGCCCUACCCUGCUGGCUUUUAGGAAUAGGACCUUUUGACACCAAAGGGGAUUUUUAAUUUGGUUUUUAACAACUCAGGGGUUUGCUUUUAUUUUUUCCAUUUCAUUUUACUUUUGCAGCUCAGUUUUUAAAUGAACUGGAAGGUUAGGGGGUCAGGGCAGGGAGUGCUGAGACCUAACCAGUACUUCCCUGAGCUAAGAGAAUCCCAGUCCUUCUGGGCAGGCAGCCCCGCUUCUACCAGGCGACCCACUGCCCUUCCCUGCCCAGGAAAUGGGGGGUGUCAGCAAAUCAGUGUCAUGGAAUAAAAUCAAGUGUGAA
Messenger RNA from Arvicanthis niloticus (Nile rat), 4028 nucleotides. RefSeq names its product DIS3 like 3'-5' exoribonuclease 2 (gene Dis3l2). Gene Ontology annotation, cellular component: P-body. Gene Ontology annotation, molecular function: 3'-5'-RNA exonuclease activity; RNA binding. Gene Ontology annotation, biological process: mRNA catabolic process; miRNA catabolic process. The record is from RefSeq and is a predicted model, not a curated record. Lineage: Eukaryota; Metazoa; Chordata; Mammalia; Rodentia; Muridae.